CUGUUCCGUGUGUUGUAGGGGAGUGGAGUCACUGGAGUGGCUGUGCAGAACAAUGUCAUCCUGGUCUGCGGAUACGUAGGCGCUAUGUACAGCAGGAACCUAAAAAUGGUGGAGAACCUUGUCCUGCCCUGGAGGAGAAGGCUGGCUGCCUGGAAUACCUGACAUACCAGGGGGAGGACUGCGGCCAUGAACAUGUCUCUGCUUUCAUAACUACCUCUGAGUAUGGUAAAGAAAGGAAACGACGAGCAGCAUCUUCUCCCUGGCUUUCAGACAAAGAUGAAGCUGGGUACUGUGUGGAAUUUAAAACAGAAUCACUUUCACACCACUGUGCUCUGGAGAAUCGUCCGUACGCACGCUGGAUGCAGUACCUACGUGAGGGACACACGGUGUGUGUGGCCUGUCAGCCUCCAGCCAUGAACACUGACACGCGCCGCUGUUCUGGGGAUGGCCACAGUGCAGAUGGAAGUAAAAUCUUACACUGGGAAGCAGUUGGCAACUCUCAGUGCCAAGGAACCUGGAAGAAGAUUAGACAACUGGAACACUGUUCAUGUCCCCUGGUGCAUAGCUUUAUUUUUACAUAA
This is a messenger RNA of Acanthisitta chloris (rifleman), 581 nucleotides long. It is a transcript of the gene SBSPON, whose product is annotated as somatomedin B and thrombospondin, type 1 domain containing. The annotation marks the transcript as partial. Lineage: Eukaryota; Metazoa; Chordata; Aves; Passeriformes; Acanthisittidae. The record is from RefSeq and is a predicted model, not a curated record. The transcript has 4 exons.